Ictalurus furcatus (blue catfish) is the source of this 1360-nucleotide messenger RNA. Its product is annotated as lactose-binding lectin l-2-like. Gene Ontology annotation, molecular function: signaling receptor activity. Bases 655 to 1194 code for a protein of 179 amino acids. Lineage: Eukaryota; Metazoa; Chordata; Actinopteri; Siluriformes; Ictaluridae. The record is from RefSeq and is a predicted model, not a curated record. The transcript has 8 exons.
CUGGCCUUGUAUUUAGAGGCAUGCCUUCACUUUCUUACUGAGUUGGAUUGUGGUUUGGCGGUGAUGCACACAUCUGUGUGAUGCUAUCUGUGUCCCUUCUGAAACUGUAGAGUUUAGAUAGUUUAGACAGGGUGGGGUCAGAUGAAGCCAGAAAGUUUUGAUAAGGAGAUCUAUAACAAGUGUCGUGGAAAUUAGACAACACUCGCAGACGCGUCCUCUGAGGUGGAAAAAAGGUUUAUUACAGAAAGAUGGUUAGUACAGGAUAGAAGAACACAGGAUAGAAUAAUGAGAGCGCUCUGAGGCACUUGUGCUGAACAAUUACUAUAUAUAUGAAAUGCAGAGCAUGAUAUACUUCUGUGUGCCGAUGAGAAGCGGUUUGAGGCAGUUCAAACAGGCUUUAUUUCAGGGUCUUAUAAGAUAUGCAGAUGAACCUUGAAGAGAAGAACAUGUUUGUGUCUCUGCAUGCAGAUAAACAUUCUGUACUGGUCUAAGUGACAUGACAUGACCUUCUUAGGCGUUAGCCUCAGAUCAACAUUUUAUUUUGGUAGUGGUGGUGAUAGGGGUUCCCAUUACUAUAUAAGCACCAUCACUUCACUCAUGUUUUAUAUCAAGCAAAAAGAGUCUCCUGAUUAGAGUGCAUGAAAAACUAGAGUUAUGGCUCGUCAGACUGAAGUGGUUUUGCUUUUUAUUCUCGCCAUUGCAGCAGCAGCUUCUGCUGAUGUGGAGAAACCUCUUUCAGAGGGUUAUUUUGAUCAGCUUGUACAAGAAGCCAUGAAGCAAACUGAAGUGGGGACAUGCCUGGGAUGCUGUCCAUUCGGCUGGGUGAAAUAUAAUGGAUAUUGCUACAGUUAUCACAGCUCAAAGAUAGACUGGGCUUCUGCUGAGAAACACUGUCUGAAAUUAAGCGCAAACUUGAUGUCAGUGCACAGUCAGAACGACUAUCUGAUGGCCAAGGCCCUUAUCCGUGCAUUUGACCCCGUGGAGCCCCCAACUUGGCUUGGCCUGUCUGCCUGUCAGAAGAAGAAUGAGUGGUUUUGGUCUGAUGGCACCAAAGUGACGUUCACCAAGUGGAAUCAAAAUGAGCCAAAUUUUCGAAAUGGAGAGUGCUGUGUGCAUAUGAACUGGGGCACGCAGCGGGACUGGAAUGACAUUCCCUGUGAUCAGAGCUUUCCUUUUCUGUGUGCCAAGAAAUAAAACUGAAACUCUGACCUCAUCUGUAAUGUGAUGUAAAAAAAAAUACAUUUCCUUGUCCUAAGAUGGCACAAAUACAUUUGUGAAAACACACUGUAAAAUCUUAAGAAAAUUUGAGCAAUACGGAUAAUAAAAAAUAAAUAAUAAAUAAAAUAAGAUCUUAAAUGUC